CAAGAAGAUCUCCCCGACAAGGAACGGUGGCGCGACGGUCUGCGUCUGCCAGGCCAACUCUCUCAAAUCCCAUGGCUAGCAUGCACCAUAGGAGAUGGACGCUCUGGCUUCUCUACUGGAUUGCCCUCCUGGUGUUGCCCGUCAACGCAUGUGUCUUCUAUCCUGAGGACGUCCCUGGUGUCCCGACCAGUCUACUUGUCCUUCCCAACAGUUCGUCCAGCAUUCGCGUUCAAGUGCAACCUCCUAAAGGCAUAAAACCCCUUGGGAGCAAUGGUGACCCAGUUUUGGGCUAUAAAAUCGACGUCGCCGCCCGUGUUCCUGCAGUACAAACGUUUUCCAUCCAGUCGCCCGACGGCCCCAUCACGGGUGGAUCUUAUCGUCUUUCGUACACGAAUGCGCUUGGCACUGCCACAUCUCCUUCCUGCAUCCCAUGGGACGCGUCAAGUGACGUAUUCAGCAUGGCAUUGCAGUCCUUGACGAACAUCGACGGUGUCGCCGUGACUCGAUCCGCGUUUGGCGCCGUGCCUCAGGGCUACGUGUACACCAUAACUUUCAUUGGCGGUGUGUUGACCAACGGCGCCCAGAAUCAACUGGUGUCAGGCAGUGCAGCAACCUGCAUGCCAUUUUUGCCCCUUAAUCGCCGCGUGACUCUCUCCGGCGCCCAAGGAAGCACCACAGGCAACGUCGGCUUCGUACCAGAAGUUUGGCAGCUGACCACAUCCGAGUCAUCGCUCUUGCAAGGCAUUGGCGGAGCGUUUGACCUCUCCGUGGGUUUUGAAGGCACGAUGGUGAGUCUUGGCAAAGUUGUAAACGUCAACGCCGGGGAUAAAUUUGCCACGACGACUGUGGCCAACUCGUUGGUUGGCGUGGUGAGCCGUGGCGAAGUGAUCUCUAUCGCUGGCGAGCGAUUCCGCAUUCACGCUACCGCCCCGUUUACCGACACAGUCGUGCCUCUGGACUCGAAGCACAUUCGAGGUGCGAACAAUGUCCCUGUGUUUGGCAUGGACACAAUCGUGGGCCGCGUGUCUGUGGUUCAAGGCAGUGCAGUUGCCACCACCGGUACCGACUUUACGGCGAUCCUAGCCGUUGGCGAUUCGAUCCAAGUUGCUGGAGUUGACGCUACUGUAAACGCCAUCGCCGCAACUCAAAUCACGUUCGGCGCUGUUGCGGACGCCACGACUUUGUUCAACUGGCCCACAUCCUCCGAUACACACGUAACGCUGUUGAAGCGCAAAAAAGCAACUUUCCAUGCUGACGCCGAACCUGCCGAGAUCGUGGCUGGCCUUGAGGCCCUGCCAGGCGUUGGGUCCGUCCAAGUAACACGCGUCGGUCCAACUGCUCAACGUGGCUACCAGUGGCUUGUGACAUUCAUGUCCCUCGGCCCCACUGCAUGCCCCCAGUCGCCGUGUCUUCGUCUGGAUGCUCGCUUGGUCAACGAGGUCGGCGCGGCAUGCCCGACAUGCAGUGCGUCCAUUGUGCGUGUCAGGGUCGGUGUGCUUCCGGAUUACUCUCGCGUGCUUGCGUCGACGGAGAUUAGCGGAGCAGUCUUGGAAGUUCAGUCGAUUACUGUGACCGCUGCCACUGACGCGAUCGUUCCGCUCGGUGGUUACUUUUACGUCGAUUUUCAAGCAUACUAUCAAUCGCCCGCCUCUCUGGGCGUUCUCAUCAAGUACGACGACACUGCCGACGACAUGACGACCAAGCUGCAAUCCUUGCCUACAAUCGGGAGUGUAAUCGUCUCGCGCAUGGCCAUCCCGAAUGGAUUCAAGUGGUUGGUCACGUUCACUUCGAACAUGGGGGAUCUGCCGCUGUUGAGUGUGAAUGGCGGGUUACUCGUCGGCACGAAUGCCGCCGUGGAUGUGGGUGAAGUCACGAAAGGUGUGGCGCCACAAUUUGAAGCCGUUCUCUCUGGCCUUCCAACCACCACGGCCCUGGUAGUCCGUGCAUUUGCCAAAAAUGCCAAGGGCUACGGGUCUGGCUCCGACACGAUGCAGCAGUAUGGUCGUGGGGCGUCCAGCUUGAUGACAACGUUGUUUGAUGUCCCAGCGGCUCCGACGCUGUCGACGAUAUGGCCCGUGUCGUUUUCGCAAUUGGGGAUUUCCUUUGCCCCCAACGACGCGGCGGGGGGCAAACUAAAGACGUUUCGCUUGGAAGCGACCACGGAUGCCGCAUUCGGGACCCCACAUGUCAUUGCGAUCGACGUGACCAACCCGAUCCCGAACGACACGUACGGCACUUUCCAGUUGACUUAUGGCGGGCGCACGACCCAGUUCCUGCCGGGAGAUGCGUCUGCCUCAGCCGUUCAAACGGCCAUCAACCAUCUGCCAAACCUUCGACCGGUUACAGUGACUCGAUCGCUGUACGUGUUACUUGGAACUGUUGCGAGUCAAGUGACGGCGUAUUCCUCGACGCUGACGACGCUGACGACCACGGCCUUGACACAAGCGCACGUUUUGCUUUUACCCGUGGGUGCGCGUGUGCUCGUGAACCAAGCCGAGUUUACAGUUGCGGUCGCCCCGUCCGUGGGAGGCACGUCCGUCAAAGUCACUCCGCUUGUUGCGGCCACCAACAGCUUUGCUGCGGGGAUGCACUCGAUGCUACGCAUGGAUGUCUCUGGGACAUUGCCUGGCUCGUUUGGGUAUCGCUGGCAAGUCACGUUCACGGACGAACCGUUUGGCAUCGACAUGCUCACGGCCAACAAAUGGGCGAUCACGUCGUCGACGCUAGCCUCGGUGGCUGGUUCAGGCAGCUUGAUUGCUUCCUACGGCAUCACCACCUUGACAUCCCCUGCUAAACCUGCGCAUUACACGCUGCUGGAGCUAAGUGCCGAGCCAUGGUGCGACACGUACGUUGUCGGGAUGUCAUCCCAGACGCAGGUGGUUCAGUUUUUCGCGUCGACAACGAUCACGGGCGGGUCGUUUGCACUUUCACUGGGACAAGAAACCACCGCAUGCAUUGCGUUCGACGCUCCAGCCAGCGGUACCCCUGCGUCUGUAAAGUCGCGCCUUGAAGCGCUCGAUGGUGUCAACACAGUGUCCGUGGAGGAGCAUGUCCGAUUCAAGACGAUGCUCCUUCCCGGCUCGGCGGUAUCGAAAGUAACCACGUACGACAGCGUUGCCGGUCUCCUGACUGUCGUGAGCACGGGCGGCCCUGGUCUCACCCAAGCACAAGCCGACGCUCUGGCUGUCGGGGCGCUUGUCCGAGUUGCCAAGAGUCCAUGGGAUGUCUAUCAAGAUUAUUGUGACUUUUCCGUUGGCGCUGCCGCCGCCUUGAACGACGUGACCAUUUCUGUAACGCUGGUCAACCCCACCACGACCACGUGCGCGUCUUUCAGUGGGGAAGCCCGAACAUUGGCGAUAUUUGACAUGAAGGCCUUUCGAAUCGUGUUCCAUGGCGACCACUCGUCCGGCGAGUGGCCUACGUUGAGGGUGACGACGGCUGGGACUGCGCCGUGCACGGCGUUUGUGCCGUCGGUGCCAGUUCGGCCUCGUGUCCAAACGAUCAAGUAUGAAGGCGCGUGCGCCGAAGGCAGUCCUGAAGUACAAACUGUGAUUGCCGAUGCCGAGUCAGCCAUGGGCGGUACAUUCACGCUAUCGUAUCGAGGACAGGUGACUCCUCCGUUGGGGGUUGCGUCGACGUCGGUAAACGCGAUGCGGUCGGCGAUCCAAGCGCUGAUGCCAGCGUCGACGAAAGUCGAUGUGACCAUGAACCGGCACAACGCAUUCGGACGUGCCUGGCAGAUUACGUUCUCCGCUCCCACCGACGAAGCCAUUGACGUGUUUGUGGUGGACGAUUCGUUUGUGACGGGCGUCAACUCGGAGAUCAACCGCUUCCCAGCGGUCGAGUUCGUGUCCACGUCGCAGGCCGACUCGCUUCGUGGGUCUUUUACGAUUGCCCUCGGCGGCGAAGUGACGGGGGCGAUCGGAUGCGCCGCGACCAUGGGCAAAGUCAUCCAGGCGCUGGAAAGCCUCCAUUCCGUCUAUACAGUGAUGCCUGUUGCCAACGUUGCAACCGAUUCAAACCAAGUUGGCUUUACUCGCCUCGCGCUGACUGUCACGGCCGUGGCUGGGUCGAACGUGCUGACGGCGGUCAAGUACAAAGGCGCGCCCAUCGAUCCGAGUUUGUUUAUUGCAAUUGGCGACUCGAUCUCAGUUGGAGUCGAAGAUCGCGUGGUCGUGGGGGUGUCGGCCGGCGACAUCCAAUUGGAUCAAAACAUGGUGGCGGGGGCCACGAAUGUGAAUGCGUUCGUCGGAAUGCUGUUAACGUCGACGACAUUUGCGGAUGGGGUUGUCUCGACAAUAGCCCCUGCCGCUGUCGUCACUACCGCUACGGUUGGGUCGCCAACCAUUGUCCUGGCGGCUGGUCAUGGAUGGGUCACGAACAGCGUCGUCUCGAUUGGAGGCGCGAGUUAUUCUGUAGCUGCUGUGAACGGCGAUGGUGUGACGGUGACCCUUGCGUCCAACUACGCCGGUCCGGCCGUCGUGGGGUCUGUUCCGGUGGUUCAUGGCUUUCCGAACACUCUCUUGACCUCGUCCGACUUGGGAUUGAUUGCUGGAGACAAAUUUUGGUACACCUGGUCGGAUGGGUCGAACAGCGAGUUUGUGGUCGUGACGUCGACAACGAGGCGACUGACGUUCACAGGGGUGCUCAAGGAAGAGAUUUUUAUGGCCAAGUUGCGGGUCAGUGGCGGCGGAUACCGAUAUCCGAUCGUGUUCAAGGCGAUUUCGACAAGUCUCUCGACGAUCGACGCGAUUCCAAAUCCAGACUGGAGUGGAUAUUCCCCGCGAUUGAAAACAAUACGCCCGCAAAUGGUCCAGCCAUACACGUUCACGCUGGGCAAUCCAUCGCAGAUUCAAACGAUCAAGCUGUCCGCAGCCACUGCAGGUGCGGUGGGAACGGGUGGGACCUACACGCUUUCGUUUCGUGGAGAAACCACAGCCCCUAUUGCGUGGGGUGCCGCCCCUGCAGCGAUCAAGGCAGCGCUCGAACUCCUCACCGUCAUCGACGGCGUGUCUGUGUCCUCUCUGCCCGUGGCCAACGGGUUUGUGCACACGCUGACGUUCUGGGGCACGAAUUACAACAUUCGGUAUCCGCCCAUCCUCACGUCUGCGUUUCAAGUCGGCGCGGGCGGUGAUGCGACGCAGGUUUCGAUUGUCCACAACGUUAUGCAGCCUACGUUCCCAUUCACACCGAGCUGGCCCCAUUACAUGAGUCUCGGUGCUGCGACCCCGUACACCCUUCGAAUCGUCGCGAAGAACGAAGCGGGGUUUGGGGUGUCGAGCGCUGUGACGACCGCGUCGACGUCCAUGACAGCUGUGCUCCCGUCGCCCCCACGUGGCGUCACAUUUGGCAAUUCACACGGCGCCGACUGGCUUGGCGUGACGUAUGCAGCUCCCAAGUACAACGGAGGAGCCUCCAUCAACAUGUAUCGCAUCGAGUGGGACGCAUCCUCCGAAUUUGACAGCACCGGGCCAGAUUUCCAUUACCAGAUAGUCGAGCAAAAGUUUGAAGUGCAGGAGGUGGUUUCGAGCUUUCGCAGCGCGGUGGGACAAGGAGGGACAUUCACGCUGUCGUUUGGAGGGUUCACCACCAACCCGUUGCCGGUCGCAUGCACUGCCGCUCAAAUGACGGCCGAGUUGACGUCCAUCACAGGCAACGUCAAAACGGACGGCACACCGAUUAAAGUCAUGCGCAAUGCCGUGGGAUGGGGCUACUCGUGGAAAAUUACAUUCCUGGCGAACUUGGGCAACCUCGCCCGGCUCGGCGUUGACUACAGCAUGGUCCAGGGCGAUUUUCCGCAAGUAGAGGUGCGGGAAAUCACCCAGGGGGUUCAAGACAUCGUGCCGGGAAGCUUCACGUACGAAGUCCAAGAUAUUUACACGACGUCCGCGUCGCCACUGGCAGGGACGUUUGUGUUGUCCUUUCACGGCGUCUCGACGACACCCAUCUCGGUCACGGCGAGUGCACUGGAAGUACAGCGCGCCCUGGAAGGGUUGACUACGAUUUAUUCGGCCAAGGUGACGAAAACUGUCGUCAGCUCCACGCUCCAUACCGCGGUGUGGUCUGUUACGUUUGCCCAUGUCGAGAGCGACGUUUUGGUGGGAUCUGGCAACAUUUUCCGCAUGAUUGUCGAGUCGACGGCGUUCACGAGCGGGACGUUGGGCCGGGUCGCCGUGGCCGAGAAGGUCAAGGGCACGAACCCAUUUCAAUUCCGCGCGACCGGUCUUGUUACUGGCACCAAGUACUACGUUCGCGUGAUGGCGUACAAUUCGCAAGGGUUUGGUUCGAAUUCGUCGCCGUUCGCAGCAGGAGUCCCUCGGACCCAGCCCGGCCCUCCAUCCAACGUCAUGACGACUGUGCAAGAUAGCACGACCCUCAAUGUCGCAUGGGGUCCGCCGAGCGUGACCGGUGGGGCCGCUAUCGACCAGUACAAAGUCGAAUGGUUUCGAGCGCCUGGCCUCCCUGUCGAGCAAACCAUCACGACGUCGGCAACCCGUGGCAUCCAAGAAGUGCAGCAAGUCACUAGUUUUGCAAGCACGCCGAGUUUGGGCGGGUUCUUCAAGCUCACGUACAAGGGCUACACGACAGCCAACAUUGCGUGGAAUGCAUUGGCGACUGGGGCAGGAUCGGUCAAAGAAAAGCUCGAGCGCAUUCCGUCCCUCGGAACAGUCUAUGUCACUCGAACGACAUCGCUCCGGACGGUUCCAAACCUAUAUGUCAUGCUCGCGACAACGACGACUGCCAUCGCGCAAGCCCCCAUCACGGAUGUUGCGACUUGCUGCGGGUUUGCCGUGGGUAACGCGCUGGUCAUUGCCGGCCAGUCACGCACUAUCACCGCUCUGGCAGCUGGAGGCACCACGAUCACGUUGAAUGCCGAUGCUGCCACCACCACGGUUCCUGUCCAAGUGUUCCGAAGCGCAAACGGGUAUCAAUGGACCAUUACGUUUGGGCCGAUGCAUGUCGGCGACGUACCUCCGCUGGUUGUGAGCCCCAGCGACAAUUGGGGAGGCAGCGCCCCCGGCAUUUACGUUUCGACAGUUCAAGAUGGCAUUGCCCCCAUCGGAGGUUCGUUCCGCCUCACGGUGCCGUUGGCCGUCAAUGGCGUCGUCAUGUCGGAGGAGACGCCGCCGCUUCCGUUUGACAUUUCUGGGGAAGGCAUGAAAGCAGCGCUGGAAUCGCUUUCGACCGUCUCGAUUGUCGACGUCGCUCGCAGCGUUAACGGAUACGGGUUCAACUGGUUCGUCAAGUUUUUGAGUGAGUCGGCCACCGACGUUCAGGUGAUCGUACCAAAUGGCGACGGGUUGACCGGCCCCAGUGUCGCCAUCGCCGCAUCCAUAACUCAACCGGGCACGCCUCCGACACUGUACUGCGAAGCAAAUGGCGUUGCAAGCACUUGCCAUGGCGUGUCGUCUGCUCAAACGUUGUCCGACUUGAUUCCACAGCUAGCGACAGGUGUCCCGUACAUGACCCGUGUCCGUGCGCAUACGAUCGAAGGGUGGGGCCAAGCGUCGUGGGGCCAGCCCCAGUACGAAAUACCCCGUGGCGUGCCGUCCGUCCCUCGGAACGUCCAGCUCAUGAGUCUCUCGAGCACCAUGCUCAAGGUUGUGUGGACGUCGCCGUUGUUGUCAGGCGGGUCGUUGGUGGCAUCGUACCGCAUUGAAUGGGAUACGUCGGCAACGUUUGCCAAUGUUGGGAGCCCCGGGUUCGACUACUUUAACGUUUUCACGGUCCCUGCCGGGAACGUCGGGCCCUACUACUUUAACAUUCCCGUCCGGGUAAGCGGUACUUACUUUGUACGGGUCUUUGCCGUCAAUGACCGAGGCGUGAGUGCUCCCGGUGCAUCGAUUCCGUCAUCUUUGCAGCCCAUCAACAUGCCACCCGGUGCUCCACAGUCGCCCAAACUUGUCGUGCUGAGCUCGACGGGGUAUUUGGUGUCGUGGCAGCCUCCAUCGAACGCCCUGGCUGUGUUUGGUGGGUCCGGAGGGCUGCCCAUCACGCAGUACAUGGUCGAGUGGGACACAUCGGCAACGUUUGACUCGCCCGCGGCGUACGCAAUGGUGUCGGGCGAUCAGUCCGAGUAUGUUAUUGGAGGGCGCAAUGUCCUGACGGGGGUCCAGUCCUCGGUGUUGACUCCCGACGGAGUCUACUUUGUCCGCGUCACGGCAUUCAACGGGCUCGGAGCCAGCCCAACUGCCGCGACGGUGCCGUCGUCCCUUCCGUUGUCGAAUCAAUUGCCAUGGGUGCCGCAAGACCUCCAGCUGACCGACGUGAGCGCAACGUCCGUAUUGGGGGAGUGGACCACACCCAAGUACGAUGGGGGCACGUCGUUGAAGAAAUACACGUUUCAGUACGACCAACAAAGCGACUACAUGAGCGGGUCGAUGCAAUCCGUGGACAUUCCACUCGUCCACGAGAUUCAAAAUGUGUGGCUUGCGACCGACCCGAUCAGUGAGGAGCAAAACAUCGAGGCGACGGUGCAAGUGACGAACGAGCGCCAGACUGUGCGAACUACCGUCGCUGGCGUCGAUGAAGUUCAAGUGAUCACCACGUCUUGCGCGAACGUUGUCGACGAAGUACAAACCGUCACGACGACAGCGACGGACCGAAACGAAGUUCAAACGAUUGUGCUCGAUGGCACGGACGUGAACGAAAUCCAGGCAGUCCGGACGACGCUCGUCAACACGGCCGAAGUCCAAACGGUCACGGUCGGCGUCGUUCGCGUGUUCGAAGUGCAGUCGUUUUCGCUCGGGUUUACAGGCAUUACCACGCCUGCCAGCAUCACAGGAAACCUCAUCCUGGGGUUUGACUCAACCUUGUGUACCUUUUGCGCGGUCAAGAUGGUCCUCCAAACCGUGACGGUCACGACUGCCGUGACGGAUACGAGCGACACAGCCGGCGCCGCGACUUUAGUGACGCUGUUGGGAUCGCUGGCCAACGUUGGAGUUGUCACGGUGACCCGAGCGACCACCGUCGACAACGUGGCCAACACGUUGACGAUGGUGUUCACUGUGACAUUUUCCGGGCUGAAAGCCGCAGGCAACGUGCCGUCGCUAACGUUGCAAAGCACGCUCGGGCCGUUGAUUGCCCUCACGAGCGUCCAAACCGUGGCGACCGAAGACACGGCGGGGAGCCAGCCUAUGUACAACGCUGCGUCCCAGUUCAAGUUGUACUACACAUGCGAGCAGUACUCGGACCCGACGCAAAAGAUCGGCCUCUUUGCCGGAAUUAGCGCGGGAUGUCAACCCACGACCCAACUCUGCGCAACUUGCGCGACCGCGUUUGACGGCACGGACAUCACGGUGAACGUGGAUUUGACUGCGACGGUGGCGGCCGGUGCUGUGCUUCAGAUCGGUCCGUGUGUGUACGGGAUAUCGGGCAGCACCGCGACCAAGCUGACAGUUGACACGACAAACGUGGGGCAGUACUGCUCCCAAUUUUCCGGCAAAGCCCUCCCUGUGUACGUGGCCAAAGUGUAUCCAGCAAUCACCAACUUGGUCAUGCGCCAAGGAUCUGGCAGCGUCGAGUACCCCGAAGACGACACGGUCGUGGCCGGUCAGUUCCUCAACACGCUUGGUAAAUCGGUCACAGUCGUGCGCAACACGGUCGUGACCAGCACGUUUGUUGGGUCGACGUACGAUGUGACGUUUACGAGCCACACUGGCACGAUUCCGCUCUUGACGUGCGAUGUGACGACGAUGGUAAUCUCAAGCGGCACACGAAGUUGUACGGUGGCUCGAACGACGGUCGGGAGCAUGAUCUACGGGACGUUUGUGCUGUCACUGGCGCGGAUGUCGGACGGUGUCGUGUUUCCGACGGCGGCGCUGCCAUUUGACGUGUCAGAGGCGGACAUGACGACGGCACUGCAGGCGGUGGGCACUGCCGCGGAAUGGGUCUUUGGCACAGUCGCCGUGACGAGAAAUGCGUUUCCCAUCACGGGGUCGUCGCGGUGGUAUGGUGGAUACACGUGGCAAAUCACGUUCCUUUCGCGCGGAUGGGACGUCCCGACGAUGACGUUCGACGAUACCCUUCUCUUGAAUGCCCAAGGCGCGACGCCGCUCCCCGUCAUCCUUGUCGAAGACGGGAGCAACUUGCUCACGCCCCCAGCAGGCAGUGUGCAUGGCAACCAGGUUGGAGGGAGUUUUGUUCUUUCGUACAAUGGCGUGCCCGCAGCCGCCCCGUGUGUGAUUGGGACCAACACGGACAUCACGAGCUUGACGACUGGCCCAACAAAUCCCGACACGCAGCUGGAAACGUACCUGAAAACCCAGUUUGGGUUCGCGUCCAUCUCGGUGUUCCGGUCGCUGCCGACACAAGCGCGAGGGUUUACGUGGUUCAUCACGUUCGUGGACAAGGACACUGGUGGUGACGUCGCGCCGCUCGUGAUUGCGUCGCGAGCGCUCACAGGCUCGGGUGCUACCAUCACGAACAACGAAUUAAUCAAAGGAAACCAACUCAGUGGCACGUUCCAACUCCAGUUCAACGGACAAACCACCGGUCCGAUUCUGUUUUCAGCGACGGACGCUGAAGUGGCCGAGCAAAUCAACAGUUUGGAUUCGAUUCGCCCUUCCAAGGUCGUUGUCUCUCGUACCGGGCCGUACGGGCCAUCGACGGGCGUCGCCGAUGCGGCGUCCCAAGUAUUGAGCUACAUGUGGUCGAUCACGUUCCGGUCGUCCGUGUGGAAGGACCCGACCUCUGACCACAGCGUGUUCACCCCUGGCAACUGGAUUGGACCUCCCGCCACGUGGACGGAUGUGUGGGAAACUGGGUAUUCCAAAGCAUGGGGCCGCCAAGUUGGUCCGUUGACGGCCAUGGGGCUUCAAAUGGCAUGCUUGCCGCAAGGAUUGACCAGCACAGCAAACGACGGGAGUGCUACGUGUUCUGUAUCGACGGUCACGCCAGGUGUCGGCCCUCUCAAGGGCACAUUUCGACUCGAACUCAACUCUGGAUCGAACCCUCACAUGAAGCAAGGGAUUGCACAGAGCGUGGCGAUCGCGCACAACGCGUGGGGGACCGCCGUGCAAAGUCGAUCGGGUGGAACGUCCAUGGAGGAAAUCCUCGAAGGCAUGUUGAACAUUGGCAACGUCGCCGUGACGAGAGGCCCCGUGGACGUUUUGACGGGGGGGUAUUCGUGGACGAUUACGUUUUUGAACGAUAAGGAGCCUUGCGUCGAGUACGAUUCAUUGACGGGGCAAUGCAACUCCCCCGGCAACGUGCCCCCACUGACCGUGUUUACAAAUAACUUGGUUGCGACCAACCCGACCAUCUCGAUUUGCGAAGCGUCGACAACGAAUUGCGGUGUCAACGUCGACGGCGUGAUUCUUCGCAGCGACUUUAGCGUGUUCAAAGUUACGGGGGAUCCUGGCGUCGAACAUCGCUAUAUUUUGGACGUGACGUGUGAAGGGGCGACGGGCGGGUCGACUUGUGCGGCUGUCGUCGGCGGGUUUGUGCUGAAUACCCCUGCUGCCGGCUUGGCUACAACGCUCCUGGCAGGGGAUCGGUUCUACCUUGGUGGGUACAGCUCAUGUGUGUUUACGGUGUUGUCGGUGACCACGACGUACGUCGACGUCGUGAACGAAGUGUGCGUCGCUAUGCAAACUGCGCUGACCGGUGGUCCGUUUCCCUUGACGAUGGUCCUUCCUUGGAACGCGCAAGAGAAUCAAGUGCUGCGAGUGGUGCAAGCUGCUUCGAAUGCCGCGAUCGAAACUGGGAUUUGGGCCGUGGGUCGACGAGUUAGUGUCCAAAAGACCGUGCUGGGCAAGUAUGGCGCCGUGUCGUGGCUCAUUCGGUUCAUUUCGAAUCCAGGGAUGACCCCGCCAGGUGCUGGGGACAUCAACGCCAUGGAUGUCCAAUUCCUAACCGCACCGACGUGUGCUUGCACCGUCACCGUCAUGGAAACACAGGCGGGGUCGGCUCCAUUGAGCGGCGACUUUACCGUCGAUUACCACUCGGUGCAUGGCCCCCGUGUCGUGCAUUUUGACUCAACGCAAGAGCGCCUCGAGCGCAUGCUGGACGAAAUGAACACUCUCGGGAUUGUGCGUGUGACGAAAUUCAUGAUUCCAUCGUCGACCACGGGAUGCUCGCAGUCAACUUGUGCUGGUGGAUGGGACAAUCUCCCCGUCGCCAACGACAGAACUCGAGGAGGUUACCGGUGGCGUGUCCGAUUUUUAAAGAACCCGGGGGACUUUUCUGGGUUCACGUUCCCUCCAGGAACAGGCAACAUGAACACGUUGACGGUGACGAUGUCGAGCCUGCAGGGAGCGGCCAAGUCAGUCGAUAUGUAUACAAUCCAGCAAGGAGCAUCCCCUCUGACGGGAUCGUUCACGCUGACCCACAUGGGCACGGCGACUCCACCGAUUGCCUACGCCGCGUCCGCGGCGAUGGUAAUGCAAGCUCUGGAAACACUUCCAGACAUCAGCCAUGUCACGACAACGCAAGAUUUUCUAUCGUUUUAUGCCGUUGCAGGCGCAACGGCGACAAUUGCGCAAGACGCAACGACGGCAACCAUUGCGGGUGUGGAUAUUCGACAAUAUUUUACGCCUGGGGACUUGAUUCGGUUUGGACCUGCGACUGCCAAUGCGUUGGUCGGUAGCAAUGGCGACGUACCUGUGGCCGGUGCACUCGCGUCGUCGCGAGUUCGAGUCGGCGACUUGUCCCCCGUGGUUGUAUCGGACACCCUCUUAACGUCGACUGUGUAUACAGGCCAUCAGCUACGCGUUGGAGGUUCCAUCUACACCGUUGCGCGGACUGGUGUUGAAAUCCAAACAGUCACAACAUCCCUUCCGACUGCUUCGUGGACAGCUCUCAAUCGUGCUGUACCGUUUUUCAAGCUCACGUUACAAUAUCGAAGCAAUACCGCCACAUCCGCGUGCUUGCCGGUCGACAUGACCAACUUGGGGGCGGUCUUGAGUGGACUGGUCACGGCAAUGGAUGCGACUGCACCAGCCAACUCGAUCACCGUCACACAGAGCGCUGUGAAGGUCGACGGUGCAGAUUCCAGUUAUGUGUAUUCGAUCUACUUUGUGGGAUCUGCUGUCUUGGGGGACGUCCCUGCGCUCACAGUAUCGACCACGGGCUGCACAGCUCUGACCGGUGCUACCGCUACUGCUGCAACGAUCGUUCAAGGUGGUCAUGUUGCCCACCAACGAGUGAUGCUGUCGACAGACUCGGGCAACAUUGUCGACAAUGCUGGGUAUUACAAGCUUCAACUUGGCGCAGCGACAACCGCGUGCCUCAAGUGGGGGGACUCGGGCGAUGCGGUCCAGGAUGCACUGAAUGCAGUCCUUUCGGAUUCCGUGGUCGUGGCACGGCAUGGCAGCGGCGCGUCCGUGACGGAAAUUCAACAGCUCGUCCUUACGUCCAACUCUCCCGUCGUCAAUGGCGCGCAGGGCCUGUUUCGACUGGCCUUCACAAACAACGGUGUGACGGCAACAACGGGAUGUUUGGAGUUUGGCUUGUCCGCGUCUGCGCUACAAUCGGCUUUGAAUGGGUUGGCCAAUGUCAUGACCGGCCAUAUUGUCGUGACCAGAACGGGCGAUGGGACGGCCGCGUGGGGGUACGGCUUCAAGUACCAGAUUGCGUUUUCCGGCAAUUUGCGCGUUGGAACUAGCAACGUGUUGGGGAACGUGAACCAACUCGAGAUCUUUUCGGUCGGUACGGGCUCGUGCGCUCCUCUCGUCACUGGUGUCCCUUCCGUUCAAGUCAAAACGGUUCGCGCGGGCUCUCCCGGCUACAGCUACGACAUUUACUUUGUUGGGAAAUCGUUUGGGUAUGUGGCUCCAUUGACGAUCGUGCAAGCAGGAACUUGUACUGCGCUGUGGACCCAAGUCGGAGGUAGCUCGCAGCGAGUUGAGCUUCAAGUCGUAAACACGGGUGGAAGUCCGGAAGUGCAAGAGCUGAUUGUUCAAGACACAACAGCGGCCAUCCCAGGCGCUCCGACGUUCAAAUUGAGUUACAUGGGUGCCACUACGGCCACGUGCAUUGCGUUUAAUGCGGCGGGGUCUGUGAUUCAAACUGCGCUCAAUGGAUUGUCCACCAUCGGUGCAGGUGGCGUGGUGGUAUUCCAAGACUCUCCACCUCUUCGAGCUUCAAAUGGAUUCGUAAAUCGCGUGACAUUUGUUGGCGAUGCCGUUGCUGGAAACGUCGAACCCAUUUCGGUGGUGUUCACCGGAUGCACGGCGUUCCCAACAACAUCGUCCGUGAUUGUCGUGACAGCACGGGAUGGCGGUGGCACUGGCAACAUGAUUGCGUUGACAACCAAGUAUGCUGGCGACCAACUCGGCUCGAUUGUGGCGUAUGCCGUGUCGCAGACGUUCCGCGUCCUGGACGAGAAGUUUCAAGUUGAUCAGAUCAUUGUGUCGAACCCAAACAACGACAUCGCUGCUCCUGGGACGUACACGCUGACGCUGGGAGGAGUCAACACACAAGUGUUGUGGAAUGCGCAAGACACGGAGAUGGAGGUUGCAUUUGGAACAGGGCUCGGCGUCGUCGGCGGCGUCUCCGUCACGCGGAGACCAGACCCGACACUAGCUCCGGGCGGAUUUGUCUAUACGAUCUACUACUUGCAGUCGCUCGGCACGUUGGGCGCGUUGACGCAAACGAAUACGUUCGUCACGGCUACCGUGGAGAUCACCAACAUUCGAGCUGGAUCGGCCACCAACUUUUUUACGCCCACGGUUGUCCCGCUCGCGCUUGCUUCCGACUCGAGCACGUCGGCGACCUUCGUUGGCGUUGGCACUGGUCUGUCCGUGUACAAAGCGAAUGGGUUCCAGUGGUCGAUUGCGUUUGACUCGAACAUUGGCAAUGUACCAGCGCUGGUCGGGGAAUCCUCAGCGGGUUUUCCCGUUCGUGGGUUCGACGACUUCGUCCCUGGUUCUCUCUCCAACAGUGUCACAGUGAACGACUUGACUCCUGGUAUUCCGUACUACAUGCAAGUGUCGGCAACGUCUCCGGUCGGGCAAAGUGUGUUUUCAGCCUCAACCACGAUUAUCCCGAGCAGCGUUGCGACGUCCCCUCGGAAUUUCCUCUCGGGCUACGACCUGUUUGUGAAUGAGAUCCAGGUCGUGAAAUCCGCCGCGCGCCAUGUCCUUGAAGUCCAAACGGUCACAACGGCAGCAGCCGUGAUUUCAGAGGUGCAGUCAUUAACUACCACUGCCGAUCCGUGCACCAACUGCCUCACGGGCAAUCUGGCGUUCCGCCAACCGACCGUCCAAGUCAUCACGAUCUCGGCCAUCGCCCCAAUACUGGGCGGGACAUUUCAGCUGGUGUAUACGGACACCGUCGCGUCCGGUACGGGAACAUUCACGCACACGCAGUACUCGACGGCGGCGUUGAGCUGGAGCUCCACAGCCGAGCAAGUCGCGGACGCCCUCGUUUUGACGACUGCGCUGACGGCGGCGGACAUUGUUGUGACACGGGAAGGAGAUGCCUUGGUUGGGUACAACUACGGGUAUGUGUUUUCCAUUACGUUUGUGGGCAAUGCAGUCGCUGGCGAAGUCCUUCCUCUAAUCAUUCGGGACACGACGACAACUCCAGCGUGCGCGGCAUGCACGGCGUUCACGACAAUGGGUGGGGUUGCGUACACGUUGUCGCACACGCAAAACUUUCGAAGUGCCAUGGGGACUGACACAGCGGUCCAACGUGUGCUUGUGAAAGCAGAUCAAGUGCUGUUCACGGGAGGAUUCCAGCUCGCUCUGACACAUGCUGGGGCAACGCAAACGUCAGCGUGCAUCCCGUUCAAUGUACAGCCGGACGCCCUCGAAUCGAUCUUACAAGCGAUGCCAAACAUUGACAAAGUGUACGUCGAGCGCAUGCAAGAUCUCGACCUCGCUCCGAAUGGGUACAUUUUCGACCUGUUCUUUUAUGGCCACGGAGUAACACGCUAUCACUUGGCUGCGAUGGCGGUGACCAUGGGGUGCACUGCAUUUCAAACACUCCAGAACAACGUCCUCACGACGAAUGGCGUCAACCCUUCCGUGAUAGUCACGUACGUGCAUGAAAACGCAUUUGUGGAUGGCACGGGAUUCCGAUCGACGGCGAGCACACCAGCGCAAUUGCAAGCUGACCUCACGCGGUUGCCGAUGGUCGGGUCCGGGCUGUACGUGUCGAGAUCGCUCCAAGACAGCCGAGGAGGGUAUAAGUGGACUGUUGUGUUUGAUCAGCGAGAUGGGGACGUCCCGUUGUUUAUCUGUGGCACGGACGCCACGUUUCAAGCGGUUGCAGGGUCCAAGUGCUCUGUGGAGUCCAUUAUAGACGGCAACGUCCUGAGCGGGUCGUUUAUGCUCGGUGCGAGUGACCCGAUUCCGUUUGACGCGGACGAAACCACCAUGGCCAACGCACUGCAGGACAUGUCGUGGCUUGGAUCGGUUGCCGUGACGCGGACAGGCCCGACAGGGCAACGAGGCUACACGUGGACGAUUUCGUUUUUGACGUACCAAGGCGCGUUGCCCGUUUUGCUCGCGACAAACCUCCUGAACGGUAUCGGGUCGACCAUUCAAGUCGUGGAGACCGUGCGCGGGAAUGCGUUGGGGGGGACGUUCCAGCUCGGCUUUCGCGGCAAAACGACCACGCCGAUUGCGUUUAAUGCGGCGGCAAUGGCUGUGGGCGACGGGUCGUCCAUGCAAGAGAAGUUGCAGGCGUUGAGCACGAUUGGAGCGCUCAACAUUCACCGCAUCGGACCUGACUUUGAAGGGGGGUUCGAGUGGUGGAUCACGUUCACUGAUGAUGUCAAGACGGGGGGCGACCUACCGCCACUGAUCCCGACCAACGUGCAACUCGAAGCGACAGGGGCCGUUGUCACAGUCCGCGAAGAGCAAAAGGGUUCCAUGGGGUCGGGAAAUCGUCUGUGGGUGUCGUUUGACCCGCCAACAUCCGACAACGGAGACCCAGUCUCCGGGUACGGCAUUGAAUGGGACACGUCCAACACGUUUGUGGCUAGUCCCCAGCGGUAUGUUGUCCAGGACGACCAGCUUUUGUAUUCCCGGCAAAAGAUCAUUUCGACGGCCCCAAGUUUGGCCUGGUCGUCGACGGUGCUGCCUCUAAAGUCGGCCAUUCAAAGCAUUGCCGUGGAUGCUGCAAGUGUGUCAUUCACGCUGUCGUUCCGAGGCGUUGCGACGGCAAAUAUUCUCGUGGGCGUGACGCAGCUCAGCGCGGUGCAAACCAUCUUGAAUGGACUGAGUACGAUCCAAGGUGGGGUGGCGGUGAGCCCGCUCGUCGGUGUUGUCACUGCCGGGACAUCGUUUGCCGUGACGUUCACAGGACAGUUUGGCCCGCAGCCGUUGCUCGUGUCGUCGGAUACAAACAACGCCGUCACCACGGUGCAAGUUGGAGUGACAAACUACCGCAAAGAAGUAUUAGCGUUUUCAUGUGCGGCGACCGUCGGCUCCGUGACAAUCACGGCAAGCACGCUGACCAAGUCAUUUCCAUUUAACACGCUCUUGAGCGAAGUCGCGACUGGGCUCCAAACGUUGCUGGGGGCGCCAGCAGGGAGCGUGACGGUCACGACGGCGUCCCAAGCAUUCCUCUGUGUGGCUGCCGCUGCUCAAGUUGUAACAAUCACAUUCCAUCGUACGUACGGUGCGCUGGGUAGCGGCAUCACCCCUUCUGGGGGACCCGUGAUCACUCCAAGCGAUCUGUCCACUGCCGGCAUCUAUGUCAAUCCGGUCACUGCCAUGAGUGGCACGUUCUUCUUGGCAUUCCAAGGAGCUACAACUCCACCUUUGAACUCGCAGUCGGCAGCGAUGGACCUUCGCAUUGCCCUCGAGACGUUGCCAACGAUUCAAACGGCAUCGGUGUCACGGAGCUUGUCGUUUCAGCCUGUUGCUGGCAAAGUCGACGUCCAACGUGGGCAGCUCUACGUGACCUGUUCGGCCGGCGAAACGUGUAACUUUGCUUCGUUGCGCUACGGAGUUCCUGGUACUGCCGUGAAUAUUGGCGGGACGUGGUACACUGUUGUAAGCGACCUUGUAUCCCCCGACAUGCCCACAACGCAGCUCUACUUGGGCGACUUGAACAACAACCCGAUAGCUUACCAAGGCGAGACUGCGACUGGGGUGACCAUCCACGAAUGGGCCAAAGGGUACAUUUGGACAGUUGACUUGCUGCUGUUGUCCCCGACGGCAACUUUGAGCCUGCUGCGACCACGCCAAGUGAAUCUCACUCCUCUCGAUGGUCAAGUUGUCGUCCAAGGGAAUUCCUGCCGCAAGUGCUACUACAUUCCAGACCAAGCGACCGCCCCCGUCCUGACAAUGGGAGCAACAUAUUUCUUGCAAGCGGAUGCCGUGAACUCGAACGGAAAGAGUCCCCGUACACCUGUCAUCCAAGCCGUGCCUCGACAAAUCCCCGAUGCCCCCAACACUGUCAACGUUGUUGUCGUGUCUGGCACGCAAGUCGAAGUGUUUUUUUCCCCGCCCAACCUCGCGCCUGCCCGCGUCGCGCCGACUUACAAUAACGACAUCACCGCGUAUAUUCUUCAAUGGGACACAGCCACCACGUUCAGGCAUGGGCUGCCUGCUUGCCGGUCGUGCGCCACCGCAUUUACUGGAUCGGUUGUUACUGUCACGGCCGACCUGACUGCACUACUUGCAGUCGGUAAGUCGCUGACCCUCGGCAGCAUGAACUGCGUUCUUACAAUCACAGCUCUCACGGCGACAUCCGUGAGUGUGGCCCCAAACUCGUGCGCUCCGUUUUUGGCUCAGACUUACGACGUGCUGUUCUACAUCUUUCCUCCUGUGGUGCUCACAGGGUUGCCGAUUCAAGGCACCCCCCCGUAUCGCUACCUGAUUCAAUCUCUCUCGAUGUCAACGACAUACUACAUUCGAAUUGCAGCUGUCAACUCGGUGCCCGUGCAAAGGAUUGCUGUGUCCGGCUCCCCGCCCGACAACCGCAAGUGGACAUUCCCCACCUCUGUCACGACCUCCAAUGUCCUUCCGGACCCUCCCAUUUCAGCAUACUUGUACGUGGUGUCAGGAACGUCCCUGGAAGUGCAAAUCCAGCCCGCGCUGCGAGAUGGUCAAGGCCUUGGUGGCGGCGCCAUCACCGCGUACUCCCUGGACGUCGACACUGUGUCGACGUUCAGUUCUCCCGGUCGCACGUACCCUAUCGACGUGCCAAUUGCUUCGUUCGCUCAGCUGUAUCCAGGUGGCCCCUUCACGUACUACAUCACAGGGCUAACCACCGGGAUCCCGUAUUUUGUCCAAGUCAAGGCGAAGACUAGUGUCGGAUACAGUCGAGCCACCAUUGCAACCAACACCUUGGCUCCAACGCAGACGUCGGGCCCGCCGACGCAAGUUGCCGUGAGUACCAUAGCAAAGCUCACGACAGCUCCGAUAUCGACGGCAGUAGUACAAUGGGCGGCGCCCGCCGCCCUGGGCGGACUGCCACUUCGAUAUUAUCAAGUCGAGUGGUGGACAGCUGCAUCGCGUCCCGAAGUCCAAGUGGUCGAGCUCAAGUGGACUGCUGCCCCCACUGCGCUUUCUUUCACGUUGGCAUUUGGAGGGGCGCUCUCUGGGGGCAUUCCGUUCGACGCGACCCCCGCGAACAUGCGAAACGCACUUAUGAAUAUCGGGGGAACGACAACGCCUGCCGUACUUCCGAUUGGAAAUGUUCAAGUCACUCGGACAGCAAUCAAUGUCAACCAAGGGUAUCAGUGGUCCAUCACGUUUGUGUCGGCGCUGCGCAACCAACCCAUGCUGCAACUCUCGAUUGCUUCGUCGACCGGCGGCUCUGGAAUUCAAAGUCGCGUGUUUGAGGCCAUAUCGGGAGUCACAGGAGGGACAACAACGUCUCCGGGUGUGCCCGAGGUCCAGGUGCUGACGUUAACGCAUGCAACACCUACCCAAACCAUCACUGGCUUCUUCCGCGUGUCCUUCAUGGGGUCGGCGUGGUCGACUUUCAUUCCGGCAACGGCAUCCGCCACCUUUGUACAAAAUGUGCUGCAACAACUCUUUUCCGUUGGGCGGGUCACGGUCACGUCGAUCGCGAGUGCUAAUUUUGCUGCCAACACUGUUGCGUGGGCAAUUACGUUUCAUUCGGUAGUCGGCAAUGUUCCAGCUCUGACGGUGGAUGCGACGAAACUUAUGCCGGCGUCGGCAGUCGCCAGAGUGUACGACGGAAACAACGUCGUGCUCCCGACUGGAGCCUGGUGCUCGACGCUGGACUUGGUCUGCCAGACCAUCUACACCUACGUGCGUAUUGGUGAACAAGCGGUUGGGUACGGUUUCUAUACCACAAACGUCCCCAACGUGCUGACGUACACGAUCACGGGGCUCCAGACAGGCACGGCAUAUUAUACGUCCGUGACCGCCUCGAACGCGAUCGGGCUCGGCCCUCGCGCAGCUUCAUAUCCAGCAUCGAUCCUUCCACCGACGCAAGUUCCAUCGCCACCGACCAACGUGCGCGUCGAUGUAAACUAUGGCAUCUCAACGCAAUUGUUGGGGUCGUGGGGGCCACCAGUCAGCGAUGGUGGGUCGCCGAUCCUCAAGUACACGGUGGAGUACGACACGUCGCCCGCGUUUUCGACUCGUGCCAGUCAGGACGUGUGGUGUUCGACUGCCAAUGUCAACGCGGUGUGGCGAAUUACGUUGAGCAAAGUCAAUGCCGGUCAACCAGCAUCGGUCGCGGCGGGGUGGUUCCGGCUGAAGCUGACACGAUCCAACUCGGUCAUGACUACCGACCCUAUUCCGUUCAAUGCGGUCGCGAUGGGCUCGGACGAACUCGGUGCCCAGCCCGCCAUGUCGUUGGUGUACUGCACGAGCUGUCCAACUUGCACCGACACGUGCGACGUGACUCGGCAGGGAUUGUCGGGGUCGAUGCAGUACAAAGUCCAAGCGCUGCAAGACAUUCGCGGCGUCGUCGUCACGCGUUCUGCCCAACGUGCCGACGGAGGGUAUGUGUGGAGCAUCACGUUUCAAGAUGGUGGCGACGACUAUGCUUUCGAACCGAUUGCGACGUUGCAAUCGCUCAACUGUGCCGGCAAUGCCUGUGCCAACACAGACUACCAAGUGGCCGCGGCCAAGGUGACGACUGGAGUGACGUACCCGAGCUGCAUUGGAACGCAGGUCCUUCCCGCGGUCGGGGCGCUCACCAAAGGACAAUUGUACUACGUGCGUGUGUCUGCGUUCAACUCGAUUGGUUUCUCGCUGCCCCAACUCGCCCCGAACCCUCAAAAGCCGAUGGUCGUUCCUGGCUUACCCACAGGCGUGAGUUUGCAAGUCAACUCGGUGUCGUCGCUAAAGGUGGUGUUCAGUCCGCCCAACGACAACGGCGGCGACACCAUUACGGCAUAUCAAGUGACGUGGUCGAUCUAUUCAGAUUUCCGGUCGCCGUCGACGACCCAAGUCACGUUACUCAGUGGUGGCGCGCCGUUCUUUUGUCUCAUUCCUGGCCUCACAAAGGGGCAAUCGUACUUUGUUCAAGUCGCGGCCCAGAAUUCUCAAGGAACAGGACUUGCGGCCGCAUCGUCGCCCGCAUCGUUGAACCCCCACACAUUCCCGAGCGCUCCGACAAACGUCGUGUUGGGUAUUACGUCUCCAAGCAUGCUCACGGUCGCAUGGCAGCCUCCGAGCGACAAUGGAGGGGAUCCGGUCAGUGGUUACAUUGUGGAAUGGGAUACCCUGGCCAGCUACAACAGCUUAAACUUGCCUCCUGACAAGAACAAGGUCGCUGUCACAGACGUCACGCAACGAGCUUACACGAUCUCGCUCUUGACUCAAUUCUCGGCCUAUUACGUCCGCGUGUUUGCCGUGAAUUCUCUCGGGGCUGGCGUUGGGCAAGACGCGGCACCACUUCCGGGAGUCCCUGACUUGGUCCGGCCUGGAAAGCCCGUCACCGUGACUGCUGCUGCCGUCACAACACCCACGACGGGAAUUUACGUGCAGUGGCAGGCCCCGUACAUUCCCGAUCACGGAAUUCCGUGUUUUGGGUCCCUCAGCGCGCCGCUACCGUGCCCCAACAUUCUCGGUGUCAGCGCCGUGUUUGGCGGGGUUCCCUUGACCAACUACGUCGUCGAGUGGUCGCUCUCGACCAACUUUCCUGGCACCAACACGAAAACGUCGCAAGGCAACAACCUGUACUUGCUGGCGUCGGACGGACUCGUCAGCGGACGAACAUAUUUCGUACGGGUCCAAGCGGUCAACCAAAAUGCGCUCGUGAGUGCGUUUUGCCAACGCAUCAACGACAGCCCGUACUUGUGCCCGGACAACCUGCUCCUCUACGAUGGAAGCUACGCGACUGGCGCAUACGUGACUGCGGUCAUGCCAUAGAGACAUUUCGGUAUACAUAUUCAUACAUGCAUGCUGUCUUGCAUGUUGACGCCGCGAGUGGCUCACCCAGUGUCGACGGUGGGCUCGACCACACGCCACCAACGUCGUCGUCUUUGCUUUCGAUGUUUCGAUCUGCCUGCACACGAAAUACGACGCCACUGGAAGUUUCACAGCAGCAGCCUUUCCCGAGUCUCGAAACGUCCACCAGUCGUGCGGAGAUGUCGUUGGG
Aphanomyces invadans is the source of this 22485-nucleotide messenger RNA. RefSeq lists its product as hypothetical. The record is from RefSeq and is a predicted model, not a curated record. The transcript has 4 exons. The coding region runs from base 72 to 22256 and encodes 7394 amino acids. NCBI's taxonomy places the organism in Eukaryota, Oomycota, Saprolegniomycetes, Saprolegniales, Verrucalvaceae. Gene Ontology annotation, molecular function: protein binding.